AUGCCGGCGCUGUCGUCUGGCGCCAACGCCAACGACGCCAUGGGGUUGAAUGCCGUCAUGGGGGGAGCAGGAGCAGGCGGCAGCGGAGGACCAGCAGGAGGCGCAGGCGGCACUGGACUCGGUAUAGAGGCUUUCGAUCAGGAUCUCAACUUUGACGAGUCCAUGUUAGAUAGUGUGAAUGGAGGACUACCCAACUUCCCCUUCACCCCGACUUAUGACCUCGAGACCUUCACCACGACUUUUGAAGACCCGUUCAACUACUCCCGGCCCUACGAGGCCGCGCCCGACCCGGAGGCGUAUCACGAUGAGGAGUCUUCGCCCCAGCAGCUCGACGAUAAGCUGCUCAGCUUUUCGGCGCCCGCCGUCAAGGCCACCCCGAUAGACGACGCCACGGGGUCCUUCUCCGAGCUCAACAUGACGGCCGAGCUCUACGGCAUGUUCUUCGUGGCCGAGGACGUGUUUGGCGGCGAGACGGCCGGUCGGCCGCUCGAGCUCACCUGCUAUCGGCGGAAUCUGUGGCAGUGUUCCGGCCAGAUCACGCUGCCGCGGCAUUGCACGCAGGUCCUUAACGAGCAGGGGCGCGCCAUUCCGAUCGUCGAGUUCUACGCCUCCAUCACGGCCAUGGAGUCCAUCGACGGCAAAUCAACAGAGAUUAUAUCGAUACCGUGGAAGAGCAACAACCCGGCUCUGGGCGAGGGGCAGGAGACCAAGACCGCUGGAGCGCCACCCAGGGUUGCUCUGGACCUCAGCGGCGGCCAGGAGGUCGACGGCCACCGCGUGAGCCUGCCCGUGGCCUGGAAGCGCCUGCAGUUCAAGUCGGCCACGGCAAAUAACGGCCGCCGCAAAGGCCUGCAGCAACACUACGUCGUACAGAUCAACCUACUAGGCAAGAUGAAAACCGGAGGGGAGCUGAUGAAGAUUGCCGAGAUCCGCAGCGGUCCUGUCAUAGUACGGGGCCGUAGCCCGCGAAACUUUGACAGCAGGAAGGAUGUGCCCCUAUCCGGCGACAAGAAGCCCAGCAACGCGGAUCGGGCGCGCACGCAGAGUGAUGCCGCUUCGACGCCAGUACUCAAGCAAGAACGCACCGAUUCGCUCAGCCUGCCGCGGUAUAACUCCAUCGGGGGCGUCUCGUCCGGUUCCAACGACUGGACCGGUUCCGGGUCGUCCACGUACAACAACGGCGCGCAGACUGCCCAGCAUGCCCAGAAGAGGAUGGCAGUGUCGCCCAACCUCAGCAGGCCGCCGGUGCCCGCCUGGAGCUCCGACGUCUCCGUCGGCAAGACGCCGAGCUUCGCAGCCCAGGCGAAGAGCGCCGGCUCCGCCGGCCCCUCGCUGCCGAUCGACCUGUCGUUGUCGGAGGACGAGCGCAGCCCCAACAACCGCUCCACGUCGGACGCGCUCCAGAGCCCGCAGCUCACCCGCUUCGGCAGCGGCCUGGGACACGGGAGCCCGGCAGAGGAGACGGAGGAGCUCUACGAGUACUUUCCCCUGAGCGUGGACGACUGGACACCGCUGGUCGACACGAUAUACCGUCCCCACAUUGUGCAUCACAUCGCUGUGCCUCAGGAGAUCAAAGCUCAGAAGGUCAGGAGCAAGGCAAAGAGGUAUUUCUCGGCGGAAUGA
Molecule: messenger RNA, 1623 nt
Organism: Neoarthrinium moseri
Lineage: Eukaryota; Fungi; Ascomycota; Sordariomycetes; Amphisphaeriales; Apiosporaceae
Exons: 3
Coding region: 1-1623 (540 amino acids)
Biological process (GO): meiotic cell cycle; positive regulation of transcription by RNA polymerase II
Cellular component (GO): nuclear chromosome
Molecular function (GO): DNA binding; DNA-binding transcription factor activity
Source: RefSeq, a predicted model, not a curated record